Ruditapes philippinarum (Manila clam) is the source of this 613-nucleotide messenger RNA. RefSeq lists its product as uncharacterized. The record is from RefSeq and is a predicted model, not a curated record. The transcript is spliced from 3 exons. Bases 29 to 613 code for a protein of 194 amino acids. Lineage: Eukaryota; Metazoa; Mollusca; Bivalvia; Venerida; Veneridae.
UUCAAAGUUUAAGAAUUAAAGAAAGACAAUGGGGUAUAGUUAUAUUCUGAUAUAUCUGUUCUUAAUUUUUCAUUCUUUUCUACACAGAUCUGAAGGCAAUUUCAAGUUUUAUUUGGCUGAUUACUUGAAAGGAUACAAAUGUUUGGAUGAGAACAUAUCCUUUAAGAUGGCAAGCAGUAGAUCUAAAUCAGCAUGUGCACACAGAUGUUGGAUGGACCUUACUUGUUCUAGCAUCAUAUACUAUCCUGAUACCGGCAAUUGUACGGGCUGUACUUCCUUCACCGGAGUAGCUGAUCUUUUACAGAGCAAUUCGGUAUUCUACAAAAAACGUGGAUAUCAAUACAUCGGUUGCUAUAACGACAAACCUAGGAUUCUGGCUGAUUAUAACUAUUCUCCAAGUCAAUCAACAGAAAACUGUCUCGCCCUUUGUCGAAACAAGGGCUUACCCUUUUCAAUGACUGAAUAUGCCAACGAAUGCUGGUGCGGUGCAAAUGUAAAUUUCGCCAUCACUGAGAAGAUACCAGAGUCCAGAUGCAACAUGACUUGUGUAGGUAAUACGAGUCAAAAAUGUGGAGGCUCCUGGAGUGGUAAUCUAUAUCGGACAGGAGUGUAG